UGAAAUUUACGGGCAGCAUUUGAGUCAUGUGCCGAAGCUACAUCAGGCAAGCACCAACUAGACAUCAGUUCAUUGCUGGAAUAGGCAUACCAGCUAAUCUCGACUAUGAAUCGCUCACCGUCGGCUACGUAUUAAAAGCCGAGUUUCAUCUACCCUAUAAUGCUACGGUUUUUCGCCAGAACCCUUUUUUGCCCGAAUAUAACCACAAUAAGUUUAUAAAUGCUGGAAAAGAAAGGAAAAUGUACCAAAAGCCCACACAGCUACGCUGGAAUAUAUACGCUUUUAUUGAGUAUUUACUUAACGGUUACGGCUACAAUGGGCAUGAGUGUCUUUUACAAGCCAUCUGUGAUGCCAACAGAAUUGGAUUUUCCAAGGACUUCAGUGUUGGAGCUGAGCUGAUUCAUUUAGUUUUAAGUCCCACAUCUACUUUGAACUCUAAAAAUGAUAUAGCGCAUGAUUUCAUAUUUGCGGAGAAAGCAAACUGCCGACGGUACGACUGCAAAAUAGAUCUGAUUAAUUGGGUCUCGCAUGUCGCAAACUUGAAAAUCUAAGUUCGCAUGAAAUGUUAAUAAACUAAUGUAAUUAUCCGAAAUAUUCAAAAGUAAACCAGGAAAAGAACAAAGACGUUCACAUAUGCA
Molecule: messenger RNA, 638 nt
Organism: Drosophila miranda
Lineage: Eukaryota; Metazoa; Arthropoda; Insecta; Diptera; Drosophilidae
Exons: 5
Coding region: 27-551 (174 amino acids)
Source: RefSeq, a predicted model, not a curated record